GGGAGAACCGGCGGCGUGGCGGGGCUGAACGGUACCGGCCCCGGCCCCUGCUGCUCCGCCGGGCAGCGAGGCUCCGGGCUCCGGUUCUUGCUGUUGCUGUUGUUGUUUCGACGCCUCGGCUUCUGCUCGCAGCAGAUGAGCGACCACCGCGGAGCUUCUCGCCAUCUCGCCCCGUUGGAGGGAGGGAGGGAGAUGCAGCGCACAGGGAGCGCCCAGACCGCCACUUCUGUCUAAGGGAAGCAUUAAGGCAUCAUGGUGAGUAAGGAGCCCAGCAAAUGCCUACUCACUGCCUCAGAAAGCGAGGUCGAGCCUGCAGCUUCGCUGGCGCUGGAGAUGAAAUAUUCCCUGGAUCCCAACCGGCAGAUCAAGAAACGCAACAAAGCCCUCCAGGUGAGGUUCAAAGAUAUCUGCGAGGCCCAGAACGAGCAGAGGGAGAAGCAGCUCUCCGGCACCCAGGACCCCGACAAGAAAGAAGCCAAAGCCCUUGCCUACAAAACGACGUAUCGCAAGUACAUGACGGUGCCCGCCCGGAGGUCGAUCCCCAACGUCACCAAGAGCACAGGAGUUCAGACUUCACCCGAUCUUAAAAAGUGUUACCAAACUUUUCCCCUGGACCGGAAAAAAGGGAAUAACAUCCUCAAGAGCGCUUCCUCGGCCGUCGACACCUUUAAGGGGGAAAACAACGGGUUCCUCAUCGACGUGAAGGACAAGGAGGGCAGAAGCUCAGGGGAAGGCACCAUCCAGUGGGGCAGGAAGGCCAGCAGCCUCCAGACGGCCGAGUUCAUCUCCCACCUCCACGAGCGCGCGGGGGCCGCCGGCGCCAACGGGGCUGAGGCCUGGCCAAGCACGGAGCCGCCUCUUCCUCUCCCAAACUCCUCCGACAUCUCGGAGGGGGACCCCUUGGCCACCACGGCCCGGCCACCCGGCCGAGGGAAGCGGCCAUCGGGGCGGCCGGCGAGCGAGGAGCUGGCUCAGCCCCUCCCCGGGAGGGUCUUCAAGACAGAAGUGGCCUCCGUCUAUCUACCGGCGGCCGGUUCCGACCCGGCGACCGAGCCCGACUGCUUGCCCUGCCCGACGGCCGAGGAGGAGGAGGACAAGAGGACGGUCCAACUGAACGGUGUCCAGCCCCAGGUUGGAGAGGCUGGAGCCUGCUCCAGGCGGGCGCAGUGCCAAGGCGCCCCGUGUGCUGACCCACAGGGUCUUCGGGUCAACGUUGGGCCCCCUGAGGAGAACCAACCCUGCCAGGCGGCCGUGGCGCUGAGCGAGGAAUGCCAACAAAUCGUGCCUCACACCGAAGUUGUGGACUUGAAAGCCCAGCUUCAGAUGAUGGAAAGUUUGAUCAGCUCUAGUCAGGAAACCAUAAAAGUGUUGUUGGGUGUUAUACAGGAGCUAGAGAAAGGAGAAGCUCACAGAGAAGGGCUUUCCUAUCGGACUGGUCAAGACACAGCAAAUUGUGACACGUGCAGGAACAGUGCAUGUAUUAUCUAUAGCGUGGAACUGGAUUUUAAACAACAAGAAGAUAAGCUACAGCCAGUUUUGAGAAAACUUCAUCCUAUUGAGGAAACUCAGGUUGCACCUUUGCCUUAUUCUCAGGAGAGCUACUCCUCCACUCCCAAGCAAAAAUCCAAAACUGAAUCAAAAAAGCAUGGAAGAUGGAAACUCUGGUUCCUUUAA
Molecule: messenger RNA, 1674 nt
Organism: Calypte anna (Anna's hummingbird)
Lineage: Eukaryota; Metazoa; Chordata; Aves; Apodiformes; Trochilidae
Gene: INSYN2A
Product: inhibitory synaptic factor 2A
Exons: 4
Coding region: 253-1674 (473 amino acids)
Biological process (GO): inhibitory postsynaptic potential
Cellular component (GO): postsynaptic density
Source: RefSeq, a predicted model, not a curated record